Messenger RNA from Glycine soja, 768 nucleotides. RefSeq lists its product as uncharacterized. The transcript is spliced from 3 exons. Gene Ontology annotation, molecular function: translation regulator activity; mRNA binding; zinc ion binding. Gene Ontology annotation, cellular component: cytoplasm. Lineage: Eukaryota; Viridiplantae; Streptophyta; Magnoliopsida; Fabales; Fabaceae. Gene Ontology annotation, biological process: positive regulation of cytoplasmic translation. The record is from RefSeq and is a predicted model, not a curated record. The coding region runs from base 1 to 768 and encodes 255 amino acids.
AUGAGGAUUAAAAAGAAUGGACCACAACAUCGGGGAAAACCAUACUUGACCCCUCCUAAGCAAUAUGGUAAUUGCCCUAACAAUCAAAAGACUGUUGCUAUGGGAUUUGCUGGUGGUAGUGGUAGCAAACCCAGUACCUUCCUCACUCAUAUCACUUGUUACAGAUGUAGUAAGCCAGGGCACAUUUCCUUAAAUUGUCCCGAUAAAGGCAUAUUAUGUUUUAAUUGUGGACAAAAAGGACAUAUUCAAAGAGAUUGUCCACACCCCAUGAAGGAGAAAAAUGGUGGGGGCCUGAAUGGUCAAACUAGACAUCCGAAGGCCACUGGAAGACUCUUUACCCUUAAUGGUGCUGAAGCUUCAAAAUCGAAAGAUCUAAUCCAAGGGAAACUUAAGCUUUCUGUGUCUUCUUUAAAUAAAGAUCUGGUGGUAGAGACCCCAACUAGUGGUUCUGUUGUGGUGUUUGAUGAUUCUGGAGUGAGUAAGGAUAUGAUGUUUAUCUCUGCCAACCAAGUUGUGACAUCUUUAAAAGAAGAUGCUCAAGUGUACAUGAUCUUGUCUAACCUGGAAAUAGAGACAAAGGUUUCCAUGUGUGACCUCCCUGUUGUUAGAGAGUUUCCUGAGGUGUCUCCUGAGGAUAUAUCCGGUCUGCCACCCAAGAGAGAGAUAGAGUUUUCCAUAGACUUAGUACCUGGUGCUGGACCCAUAUCCAUAGCCCCUUAUAGGAUGUCUCCUAUAGAGUUAGCUGAGCCGGUCCGGGCAAAAUCCUGA